AUGGGUAUUGCUCGAGAUCGUAUUCAUAAAAGGGCUAAGACUGGCGCCCGCAGAGAGCGAAAUCGCAAAAAGAGGAAGUUCGAAUUAGGACGCCCAGCAGCAAUGACAAAGCUCGGACCCAAACGUGUUCACACAGUUCGUGUCCGAGGAGGAAAUCUCAAGUUUCGUGCAAUGCGCUUAGAACAAGGAAAUUUCAGCUGGCCUUCUCAGGCUAUUAGUCGUAAGACGAAGAUCAUUGAUGUUGUCUAUAACGCUUCCAAUAAUGAACUUGUUCGAACAAAGACACUUGUCAAAGGAGCCAUAGUGCAGAUCGACGGAGCACCAUUCAGGCAAUGGUUUGAAGCUCAUUACUUAAAAGAACUUGGGCGGCGCAAGGUGGUUAGCAAAAAAGGACACGCAAUCGCACAGGAAAAUCCAGAGGAAGAUAUUUUGUUGAAGAAAAGAAGCAAAUCAGCUUUGAAGAAAUAUGAAACCCGUCAGGCAUUGCCUCAGGCGAAUGUUGAAGAACCUUUGAAAGAAGCAUUUGUUACAAGUCGUAUUUUAGCACGAAUUACCUCCAGGCCUGGUCAGAUUGGCCGAUCGGACGGUUAUAUUCUCGAAGGAAAGGAAUUGGAGUUUUAUUCAAAGAAACUGAAAGUUAAGAAAGCAAAAUAA
Schistosoma turkestanicum is the source of this 654-nucleotide messenger RNA. The record is from the annotation of a GenBank genome assembly. Lineage: Eukaryota; Metazoa; Platyhelminthes; Trematoda; Strigeidida; Schistosomatidae.